CUAGAUGACUCCCAUGCUGAUUGAAGAACAUGCUAUUUUCAGGAUCAAUGCUCUGAAGUGUCUGACAAACAUUAGCAACCAGGACUUGACCUCUGGGAAGUUUUAAAUGAUAUACUGGACUUGAGAACCCAGAGCCAAAUGAGCAGGGUGACAUGGAAAAACUUCAGCUCUGUUUGGAUGAUGAUGAUUAUGACUUUCCUACAUGUAAUGCAAACACCGGCCUAGAUGCAGGAUCAUAUCCGACAGAGAGGGAGAGGGAUACUACUACUGAGCAGUCAGACAACGUUUUUAAACUUGCAGCAUCAGCUCAUAAUGAACUAGACCUACCUCUCCAUAGCCAUGAUCAGUACACACUGUUUAAUCAUAGCUGGAGUAAGCAAAAAGCUACGUGUGCUUUUGAGGACACAAGUGUUGAGUUUCCUUGCAAUGGUAGGGACGACAUCAUCGGUGACCAAGCAGGAAGCAGGGUAGACACCACAUCUUCUUUCCAGACAUCCACCAAAUUGAGUGUCCAAGAUGUUACAAAAACAAAGAGUAGCGAGGCACAGAAUGUAUUUUUGGCCAGCAUGCUUCAGGCUCAGCUGUGCUUGUUGGAGCUUCAAGACGAGAUUGAGAAGCAGGAAAGCAUUCCAGAGAUGCAUGUUUCUGAAUCAAAGAACCCAGAGCUGUGCAUUAAUUCUUUUGUGGAGAAGGCAGGUCAACAGAUGGAAGAUGAUGUUCUGGAGGAGUCGCCAGAGAAUGAAGAAGCAUUUUACUCUGAUGGGGAGAUGGAAGAUGAACACUUGUUUUGUGACAAUCCUAUAUUUAAUGAUGUUUCCUCUUCAUACCCCACCAUUGAUGAAGAGGAAACUCCAUUACAGCAAAUAGGUUGCAACAACAUUACAGCAACAUAUUUGCUGCAUUCUAACAAUAAGGGAGAUCAGAAGACAAUCAUUUCUAAUGAUCAGACUGCUCUUGUUCAGAUUGGCAUGACUGCUCUUGACCAGCCAGAUGCUCUUGUUCAGAUUGGCAUGACUGCUCUUGACCAGCCAAAUGCUCUUGUUCAGACUGACAUUUGGAAUAAAGCUGCGGGAGGCCAGGACACAAUAUAUGGACAUGAAAUACAGCACUCUGAAUCACUGGAGAUUCUCCAGAUAUUUGAAAAUGAUUGGGAGGAAAAGGAGGCUUUAUCUAGCAGACUGAGAGCCCCUAAAUGGCCCAUUUAUGAUAAUCUACCCUGCACCGAUGAGAAUAUUAAUCAACCACAAGAUGGAACUUGCAGCUCUGCAUUGAGGAUGGCUGAAAAUAAUCCUAGUGUGGACAUUAGUUCUGAAUCAGAAGGGUUGCUCUUCUGUUCUUCAAGUUCUUCUUUGGUAAACACACUGUUAGUGGAACCUGAUUCUCUACAACAUGACUGUCAUUCCCAUAUGUGCGUGAACAAGCCAAGCAAUUCACCAAUCCAGAUAGAGGUGCAGGAAGAAGAAGGUACAUGUCAGGAUGUAACAGAUCCUGAACCCUUGUGCAGUGGCUGCCAAGUAAAGUUGAGUUCAAUUACAUUGGUACUGGAGGAGAAUGUAGAAGAAUUGAUGCAUGUACAGCAAAAGGACUUUCCUGAAAUUGUGAUCGAGAUUGACAAACAGCCUGCAAGUGGAUCCGACGAGGUGAUGUAUGUGGAGACUGCUCCAAAUCGGGAUGCUGCAAGAUGUCUGGCGAUGAAACUUUUCCACCUCAGUGGUUUUCAAAGGUCUCAGGUUGCUCCAUACCUUCAAAAAAAUAAUGAUUUUAGCUCCAUGGUGGCUGAGGAAUAUCUUUCUCUCUUUGACUUCACAGGGAAGACUCUGGAUGUAGCUUUAAGGUCUCUUCUGCAGGAGUUGGUACUGACAGGGGAAACACAGGAGAGAGAGCGAGUGCUAUUCCACUUCGCCAAACGCUUUCACAGCUCCAACCCCAAGGACUUCAGAUCAGCAAAUGAAGUGCACACUCUGACCUGUGCCCUCAUGCUCCUUAACUCAGACCUGCAUGGACAGAACAUUGGAAAGCCGAUGAGCCUGCAGGAAUUUAUUAUUAACCUUGAUGGUAUGAAUGAUGGAGACAGUUUCCCCCGAGAUCUUCUAAAGGGGCUGUAUCAUUCUAUCCGUAAUGAGAAGCUGGAAUGGGCUGUGAGUGAAGAAAAGCUGUCAAACUCUUUGAUUUCAAAACCAGAAAAUCUCUUGAAUCGCAAAAAAAGCAAUUCUUUCGUAGAUAUUCCCUGUGUUGAUCCUAACGCUCCAAUCUACAGACAAGGGAUGCUGUGCCGUAAAGUACACGCUGACAUUGACGGCAAGAAGACUCCCUGGGGAAAACGAGGCUGGAAAUCAUUCUAUACAGUGUUAAAGGGGAUGGUGAUGUUCUUUCUCAAGGAUGAGUACAGGUCUGAUAUCCAAUGCCCAGAGGAAGUGAUCAGUGUUCAUCAUGCGUUGGCAGAGAGAGCCAGUGAAUACACAAAGAGACCACAUGUCUUUCGCUUGCAAACCGCUGACUGGCGUGUCUUCCUCUUCCAGGCACAGAAUUCUGAAGAGAUGAAUUCUUGGAUUGCACGUAUUAACUUGGUGGCUGCCAUGUUUUCUGCACCCCCUUUUCCUGCUGCUAUUGGAUCUCAGAAGAGAUUUGUUCGACCAAUCCUCCCUUCUUCUCCUUGCAAACUGGGUUUGGAGGAGCAGUUACAAUCACAUGAGACGUUGAUGGAUACAUUUACAGAUGAUCUGACAGAGCACCAACGCAACCUUCCAGACUCCAAGAGCAAAGCACGGGACUGGGAGGACUAUCAUCUGAGAGAGGAAUAUCUGCGCUUUGAGAAAUCCAGGUACGAGAUGUAUGUGAAGCUUCUGGCGCUACGGAUGCAGAAAGGCUGUGAAGAUCUGAACACAUUUGAGUCUCUGAUAAGCGAGCCUGAUGUGGAUCAGAAUGAUGGUUGUGGUUUGAAAAGAUCUCACUCCAGUCCAUCACUAGUCCCAGAAGGUUCCCCCAUGGGGAUUAAGGUUAAACGGAACAUCUCUGAACGGAGAACAUACCGAAGGAUAAUACCCAAGCGCAAUAAAAAUGUUGUGUGACCAAAAGCUGGACCUGUAAGUUCCUCUCCUGGGCAGCUGAGAACUAUGCACUGCAAAUAAGGUGUCUGUUGCAGUACAUCAUUAUAGUCCUGAUCAAAAAUGAAAGGGAAACCUUCUAAUAACAUAGGAGGUAUGGAUAUGAUGAGCUGUUUCCAGAUGACCGUAAAGGAAAAUGAUUUUAAAAUACAUGCAGCCAAUUCCUAGAGAAUUCUAAACUUGUACAGUUAUAUAGUAUAACCGUAAUGGACCAUGGUGUACUUAAGUUUGAUAAGUAAUUAUUCUGGCUUGCUGUUUUUCUCUGCCAGCUGUGGAAUAUGGUAGAGGUAGAAUGCCUCUAAAAGGACUAUGAAUAGCAGUAUGAAAACUGCUAGGUCUUCUCGGUCUUCAAAGCCUGUGCAUCAAACUGAAAUUACUUGUAGUACACCAUGCAAAUGGGCUGGUUUCGUAAUCCCAUGUAGGUAAUAAGAAGUGAAAAUUUCUCUAGAUUGUAAGCUCGUUUGAGCAGGGUCCUCAUCAACCUAUUGUUCCUGUGACAUUU
Pelobates fuscus (common spadefoot toad) is the source of this 3606-nucleotide messenger RNA. RefSeq names its product PH and SEC7 domain-containing protein 4-like. Bases 153 to 3068 code for a protein of 971 amino acids. Gene Ontology annotation, biological process: regulation of ARF protein signal transduction. The record is from RefSeq and is a predicted model, not a curated record. The transcript is spliced from 16 exons. Lineage: Eukaryota; Metazoa; Chordata; Amphibia; Anura; Pelobatidae. Gene Ontology annotation, molecular function: phospholipid binding; guanyl-nucleotide exchange factor activity; protein binding.